Messenger RNA from Mesoplodon densirostris (Blainville's beaked whale), 1757 nucleotides. RefSeq names its product calcium/calmodulin dependent protein kinase II alpha (gene CAMK2A). Gene Ontology annotation, biological process: protein phosphorylation. Gene Ontology annotation, molecular function: ATP binding; calcium/calmodulin-dependent protein kinase activity; calmodulin binding. Bases 1 to 1470 code for a protein of 489 amino acids. The transcript is spliced from 19 exons. Lineage: Eukaryota; Metazoa; Chordata; Mammalia; Artiodactyla; Ziphiidae. Gene Ontology annotation, cellular component: cytoplasm; neuron projection. The record is from RefSeq and is a predicted model, not a curated record.
AUGGCCACCAUCACCUGCACCCGCUUCACGGAAGAGUACCAGCUCUUCGAGGAACUGGGAAAGGGAGCCUUCUCAGUGGUGCGCAGGUGUGUGAAGGUGCUGGCUGGCCAGGAAUAUGCUGCCAAGAUCAUCAACACUAAGAAGCUCUCGGCCAGAGACCACCAGAAGCUGGAGCGUGAAGCCCGCAUCUGCCGCCUGCUGAAGCACCCCAACAUUGUCCGGCUCCACGACAGCAUCUCCGAGGAGGGACACCAUUACCUGAUCUUUGACCUCGUCACCGGCGGGGAGCUGUUUGAAGACAUCGUGGCCCGGGAGUAUUACAGUGAGGCAGAUGCCAGUCACUGUAUCCAGCAGAUCCUGGAGGCCGUGCUGCACUGCCACCAGAUGGGGGUGGUACACCGGGACUUGAAGCCGGAGAAUCUGUUGCUGGCCUCCAAGCUCAAGGGUGCCGCAGUGAAGCUGGCGGACUUUGGCCUGGCCAUAGAGGUGGAGGGGGAACAGCAGGCAUGGUUUGGGUUCGCAGGGACACCCGGAUACCUCUCCCCAGAAGUGCUGCGGAAGGACCCAUACGGGAAGCCUGUGGAUCUGUGGGCCUGUGGGGUCAUCCUGUACAUCCUGCUGGUUGGGUAUCCCCCAUUCUGGGAUGAGGACCAGCACCGCCUGUACCAGCAGAUCAAAGCUGGUGCCUAUGAUUUCCCGUCACCAGAAUGGGACACCGUCACCCCGGAAGCCAAGGAUCUGAUCAAUAAGAUGCUGACCAUCAACCCAUCCAAACGCAUCACGGCCGCCGAGGCCCUCAAGCACCCCUGGAUCUCGCACCGGUCCACCGUGGCCUCCUGCAUGCACAGACAGGAGACCGUGGACUGCCUGAAGAAGUUCAACGCCAGGAGAAAACUGAAGGGAGCCAUCCUCACUACUAUGCUGGCCACCAGGAACUUCUCUGGCGGGAAGAGUGGAGGAAACAAGAAGAAUGAUGGUGUGAAGAAAAGAAAGUCCAGUUCCAGCGUUCAGUUAAUGGAAUCUUCAGAGAGCACCAACACCACCAUAGAGGAUGAAGACACCAAAGUGCGGAAACAAGAAAUUAUAAAAGUGACAGAACAGCUGAUUGAAGCCAUAAGCAAUGGAGAUUUUGAGUCCUACACGAAGAUGUGUGACCCCGGGAUGACAGCCUUCGAACCCGAGGCCCUAGGGAACCUGGUCGAGGGCCUGGACUUCCAUCGAUUCUAUUUUGAAAACCUGUGGUCCCGGAACAGCAAGCCUGUGCACACCACCAUCCUGAAUCCCCACAUUCACCUGAUGGGUGACGAGGCGGCCUGCAUCGCCUACAUCCGCAUCACGCAGUACCUGGAUGCGGGCGGCAUCCCCCGCACGGCCCAGUCGGAAGAGACCCGCGUGUGGCACCGCCGGGAUGGCAAAUGGCAGAUCGUCCACUUCCACAGAUCUGGGGCGCCCUCCGUCCUGCCCCACUGAAGGACCAGGCUGGGGGCACCGUACCGCAGAGAUCCACCGUUCGUCCGUGGAAUGUGGCUGCUGGUUCUCCCACUUGGAUUUUGCUGGAAUUCCCCCAAUCACAUCAUCCCACCACCACCACCAUCACCGUCACCUUCAUACCUGUGUCAAGAAAACCUGCCUGUUCGCAAAAGCCAUCAUGACUUCAGAGCAAAUGGCGACAUCUCCCCGUCACCAGCCGUCCCCUGCCAGGGCAGGGCUUCCUCAGGCCCACGUGCCCUGGGUGCUGGACCCGAGGACCCCCCCGC